AUGGCAUACACUCACACAACUGCAAAUUGGCAAGAUCCUACACAUUUCGAAGAAGCAAUUCAAGGAAUCAAAGAACAAGAACAAGCCUUGCAAUUUCAAACGUUUGAUUUUGAAUUUGCAAGAAAGAUUGGAGAAAACAUUCAAGAACAAAUGAAAGCUUUGCAUGAGAAUGGAAAAGGUCCAAAUAGUGCAACAGCACUGAUUAGCAUCAGAUUGUGGUCUGGCUUGACAUUAUUGCAAGACACAUACGGAAGUGGAGUGACUGUUUCCAAUGAAGAUUGGGCAAGACGGAAAGCCAAUACGGUGCGAACACAUGGAAAAUCUAGCUUCUUGGUCGGAAGAGAAUUGGUAAAGAAGGGACGUGAUAUCAAUUCAUUAGGAGCAGAAUAUGCUGCCCAUGGCGGAGCAUUUCCCAUCAAUCUCAAAGGAUUGAAUACAGGACCGAUUGGAGCAAUCAUUGUUUCCGGAUUAGAUCAAUGGCAAGACCAUCAUGUGAUCGUUGAAGCGCUCAGAAGUCUGAUAUGAUCAGAAGGGAACUGAGAAAUUGCAAGAUUAGUGAAAGAUGAACGAUUUCGAACGCUUUAUUCAAGAUACUUACUUUUGCUUCCAAAUCGAUAUCCUGCAACUCAUCUUCUGAAAGACUUCUUGCCGUUGUGGAAACAGGUAUAAGGACGCCUAACAAAACUAUUGAAAGGACGAUGAGUUGAUCGAAGACUGCCGCGUUAGAGUACAUAGGCAUCGCGAAGGUGGAAAAGCAUGAGCAAUGUCAAAGGUGGCGAGUGAAUGGUGUGGUGAAACGAAAUGUACCUCAAAUCUUUGGACAACUCCCCUCGUUUUCGUGCUUAGAUUUCAAGGAUGUCAUUGUCAGGGAGAUUGGGAGC
Messenger RNA from Meira miltonrushii, 881 nucleotides. RefSeq lists its product as uncharacterized. Lineage: Eukaryota; Fungi; Basidiomycota; Exobasidiomycetes; Exobasidiales; Brachybasidiaceae. Gene Ontology annotation, biological process: post-translational protein targeting to endoplasmic reticulum membrane. The record is from RefSeq and is a predicted model, not a curated record. The transcript has 3 exons. Gene Ontology annotation, cellular component: TRC complex. The coding region runs from base 1 to 525 and encodes 174 amino acids.